GAUAGCAGUCAGGCGUCUCGAGAUGACAGAAAAGUGUUCUCUAGAUACUCUUCCAACAGAAUUACUUCUUCACAUAUUCGAUUGCUGCAAUGUCUCCGAUUUAAUAACAUUGUCAUUAGUCUGCAAAAGAUUUCAUUCAAUUGUAGAGGAUGACAACUUGUGGAUUCGAGAAAGUCGCAGGCCACUCGUUACUAAUCAGUGUUCCAAAAGAUUUCGGGAUAGGUGCAAUCCAUGGUUACCGUUGAGUAAAAAAGGGAGGGUCUCGUAUAAUUGGCAGAGUGGAAAAUACGAGAGAGUGAUAAUUUACACAGAUCGAGUGAAUACCAUCCCCUGGAUACAACUUACAGAAGAUAUCCUUUGGUGGAGUGGAGGAGAUCGACUUUAUGGGUAUCAUCGAGGGCGAAUCAAACCGAACAGACGAUACAAUGAUUUUAGAAAGAGCUGUCUCUUCGCCUGGGACAACAUACCCAGUGAUAUCUGUAAAUUCGUUGUCAGAGAUGAAUACGUUGUUAGUGGCCACAGAGAUGGAAGGAUUUGGUUUUGGGUGAAGGAGGAGGGACAACAGGGCCAUUUUAAUUUCGGAAUUGAGGAAGCUCAUGCUUCCAGUGUCACUGCCAUUGACGAAAUUCCAGAGGCUGUCAUUUCAGGGGCUGAGGAUGGCACUGUGAAAAUAUGGCCACAACCCUCCGAAAUCUACGAUAUCAGGCCCAUAUCAUCAUUCAAUAUCUACGACAGGAUCUGGUCCUUAGGGGCUGAUCCAGGAAAAACUUUAUUCGCGGUGGGAUCUUCGGGCACUAACGCUGGGCCACCCCUUCGCAUAUUCGAUAUUGAAUGUUCGAAGGAGAAGAUUGCAUUGAGUCACAACUGGAGGUAUGGCGCAGGUGUCUUGGACCUCUCCUGGGAGAGUUCGCAGUGUCUAUUAUCCUGUGGCUAUGAUACGUAUAUACGAAAAUGGGAUUUAAGAAUUGGGACGUGCGUUGCCUCCUGGGCGGAUCCAACAGACGCCACGAUCUACUGCAUCUCCUCAGAUUUCAAGCACACAAUGAUCACAGGAACUCAAUACAAUGGAAAAGCUGUUCUCUGGGAUCAACGACUACCUCGCUAUGUCCAACUUUACUUCAUGAAUAACCGAAGGCCUUCGAGUCCUGUCUAUAGCAUAUCAUUCGACAGCACUCAUUUAGUCGGCGCCACAGACAGGCAAUUAAUACAGUUCACAUUUUCUGGGACCAAUAAUCGCCCUCACGAUUAUCGCGGAAUCCUCAAGUGAUUUCCGGAAGGACAGGCCAUUAAAAUAUCAUUAAAAACACCUUUCAAAUAGUUUAAACUUUAUUCUUCUCGUCUUUGAGGCAUUAACUGAUCAUUGGUGUACAAAAUAUUAAAGUUUCCCAACAAAAUAAAAUGCAUAUUUUUUCUUUUGAUUAGGGGAAAUUAAUUAAAACCUGGGGGUUAAUGUAACAAUAUUUCGAUAAACGAUAAAGGAACGUGCACGAUCGACAGAAUGAGGUGGUUCAACUUUGUGCUUCGGUCAAAUACCUUGCUGACCAUUCUGUUAUUUGUGGGAUCUUCCUCGUACAUGCAAUUCUACUAAUUUUUUCCCAUUAGGGAACUCAGGAGAAAUUUGUCUCGCAGCUACUUAUUAUUUUUUACCUUUUCGCUAUUAAAUUCUAUUCUCCAUCAAUCAAAAAUUAAUUUGACAAUGAGUCAUCGCAAGCUAGACAACAAGAAAAAAUAUUAAAAAUCAACAGAUAUUUA
Fopius arisanus is the source of this 1752-nucleotide messenger RNA. RefSeq names its product F-box/WD repeat-containing protein 4. Gene Ontology annotation, biological process: SCF-dependent proteasomal ubiquitin-dependent protein catabolic process. NCBI's taxonomy places the organism in Eukaryota, Metazoa, Arthropoda, Insecta, Hymenoptera, Braconidae. The coding region runs from base 23 to 1267 and encodes 414 amino acids. Gene Ontology annotation, molecular function: protein binding. The transcript is spliced from 6 exons. The record is from RefSeq and is a predicted model, not a curated record. Gene Ontology annotation, cellular component: SCF ubiquitin ligase complex.